Molecule: messenger RNA, 2168 nt
Organism: Punica granatum (pomegranate)
Lineage: Eukaryota; Viridiplantae; Streptophyta; Magnoliopsida; Myrtales; Lythraceae
Source: RefSeq, a predicted model, not a curated record
AAUUUUCAAAAUAUCUGUUUCCGGACGGUGCUCGCGGGAGAAGUCAUUAGUUUCCCUGCAUCACUUUGAACUAUCCGAGCCUCACUCCGGCGACGCUCCUUCCUACUCCCCAUCACUCCGAUCGUCGCUCCUCCUCCUCCUCCUCCUCCUCCUCCUCCUCCUCCUUGUCAUUCUCUGGCUCUUCAUUCCGGCCAGCCCUCCGACGCCGCUCUUUCCCUCCCUCACUCUCAGCUCCUUUGUCUGGGUAGGGCGACGCCGCUGCUCUGCACGCCAGCCUCAAAGCUUCUCUUUUGCUUGCAAGCUCCACUCUCCCUUUUUUCCUUCCUUGUGCUCUUCUUCCUCAGCUGCUUGCAUCAGCUCUAACUGCCACCAUGACCAGCUCAAUUGAUCAGCAGUGGCGCUAGUGCUGCAGUUUCAGCUCAUUUCAACACAAAAUAGACUUCAAUGUGCAUGUGAGUUUGCUCAUGAACCGAAGCGUGCAGCAAUCAACUGGGUCCCAAAAUGGUUGGAAAUCAGUAAAUUAUUGCAGACGUGGCAAAAGCUGUGGUGCACAGCAGGAACUUAUCUGACCAUAUAUACUUGAAUGAAUUCUAAGGAAGGCAGCUGAUGCAUUCUGGGAUGGAGAAAUUCUUGGAGAACCAUAUGUACGCAACUCAUGCGGUUGCUGCCGCUGCUUCUGUAACUUUCGGCACGGCGGUUACCUACCCUCUCGACACUGUCAAGACCCUCAUUCAGGUUGGCUCUGGUCCUGGUAAACAAUUAACCCCAACUCGGGCCCUAGAAACUGUUCGUGCUUUAUCAGGAACUUCAGGUCUAUACAGCGGCUUUUGUUGCCUAGCAGUUGGGAGAACUUUAGGUCUCGGAGCUCGCUUUGGUGUUUAUGAACUUCUGACAGCUUUCUGCAAAGAUGGUCGGGAAGACAAUUAUGUUUAUGUGAAUGAAGCUCUCAUGGCUGGUUUUGUUGCUGGGGCAACAGAGUCACUUGUGAGUUCCCCAUUCGAGCUCAUCAAACUUCGUGCACAGGUGACAUCUGCUUCUCAUGUCCCGUCUUCUACACCCAGUGCAAAAGCUGCCUCACCUUUCAUUGAGAGGCUAUUACGAGGGUAUUCUCCAAACAAGAGUGUCUUGAAUGACUAUGUCAGCCUUUUGUCCACUUUAAACUCCAAGCAUCCUAAUAUGGUUGGGGCCUUGCAAGAGUACCCGUGGAUGAUGACUGGGUCGGGUAAGCCACCUUCUGUCUGCGAUGUGAAGAGGCCAUUGGACAUUGUUUCCCUGGAAGGGUGGAAGGCUUUAUGGAGAGGAUUUCGAUCUGGGGUAGUUCGAGAUUCCUUCUUUGGUGGAUUAUUCUUUUCCACUUGGCAGUUUUUGCACCAGGCCAUGCUUGAUUGGAAAGCUGUUGGAAUGGAUCCUCCACCAAGGUCCAAUGAAGAAGUUGGUCCCUUGUCCCCAGUAGCUGUUAGUCUUGCAGCUGGGUUUUCCGGUGUGGUUGCUGCUGCUGCUUCCCAUUGUUUUGACACAGCCAAAUCUCGAUCACAGUGUACAGUCAUACCCAAGUAUGUCGCCAUGGAGAGACGGCUUCUCAAGUGGAGUAGACCUGGUAACAGGUUUGAGAGAUACACAGGGAUCCACCCUGCUGACAGGAUUAUCCUGUUCCAUGGAAUAUGGCCACGGAUGGCUCGGAGUGGUAUAUCUUCGUUCUUGAUUGUGGGAGGUUAUUACUUGUUUAUUGAUCAACUUGUCUCGGGCUGAAUGAGAAAGGAAGGCCAAGUUAAUUGGAGGUCCGAGAUAUUUAUGGAUUAGAAUGAAGGGUGCCUACCAAGAGAGCCCAUCAUCAUGGAGGAAAUGGAUUUGCUUGGGGUGCAUGUGGCAGAGGAGGUGGAGGAUUUAUUUUCUAUGGCUGCUAAAUUUACUUGGAGAUCAACGAUGCGAUAUUCUAGUGUUAUCUCGUCUUAUCUUUGAUUUUAGGAAGUCAAAUAAGUCGGAUGUUUCUCCGAUAAUUUAGAUUUGCUAGGAGUCAAUUUACGGAUGUUAUCUCGAUAUUGUAUAUUUUGGCGUAUCCGAUUACGAUAUAUUUAUAGGAUUUCAUUGCACACGCCUAUAUAUACGUGUCGUCAAGUUCGUUGUACGCUCUCCACACAUCAAUUAAUCAAACUUGUACUUUUCCUAUC